Molecule: messenger RNA, 11187 nt
Organism: Protopterus annectens (West African lungfish)
Lineage: Eukaryota; Metazoa; Chordata; Ceratodontiformes; Protopteridae
Product: iron-sulfur cluster assembly 1 homolog, mitochondrial-like
Exons: 4
Coding region: 68-466 (132 amino acids)
Biological process (GO): iron-sulfur cluster assembly
Cellular component (GO): cytoplasm; mitochondrion
Molecular function (GO): 2 iron, 2 sulfur cluster binding
Source: RefSeq, a predicted model, not a curated record
CUGGUUAGUGUCAUGAGCAGGACUGUUGGAGGCGGCCCUACUUGCCUUUGCCCUUUAAACUUUCAAGAUGGCAGCGUUCGGGGUACGGGCAAGUGUAAGAGCAGUAGUUAAUUUGAAGGAGAAGCGUCGAUUCCCUUCUCGAGCGGCACUGAUCUUGACACCAGCUGCUGUGAAGAGAGUCAAAGAACUGCUUACUGCUAAACCAGAGUGUAUUGGUUUGAAGAUUGGAGUGAGGAGUCGUGGCUGCAGUGGGCUGACCUACACCAUAGACUAUGCCGAAGAGAAGAGUAAGCUGGAUGAAGAAGUCAUCCAAGAUGGUGUUCGAGUAAUCAUAGAUCAGAAAGCACAGCUAACUUUGCUUGGAACAGAGAUGGACUUUGUUGACUCAAAACUUUCCAGUGGAUUUGUCUUUAAUAAUCCUAACAUCAAAGCAACAUGUGGUUGUGGAGAAAGUUUUUCUGUCUGACAUCCUUCAGUACACAAGGACAACCACAUCCACAGCCUUUGCAUAAAUGACUUGCCUUUGCGUUGACUGGCUUUCCAGUAUCUGGACGCUUCGUGUGUCUAUUCUUUUGUAUCUUAGUUCUGCUGAGCAGUUUUGCUAGCCCAGGUGUUGUACAAAGCUGUGAUACUGAAGCAGAGGCUAGAAUUUAGGGUUUCAUAUGCUAUCACAUGAGGAAACGCAUGAUCAUGACUGAGCUCACGUUUGACUUGUUGCGUAUUUGCCUUGCCACAAAACAGAUUAUAGAUUCGGGAACGUAUGAUCAUGACGGAGGUCACCUUUGAUUUGUGUAUUUGCCUUCCACAAAACAGAUUAUAGAUUCGGGAAUGCAUGAUCAUGACUGAGCUCACGUUUGACUUGUGUAUUUCCUUGCCACAAAACAGAUUAUAGAUUUGAGAGCGCAUGAUCAUGACUGAGCUCACGUUUGACUUGUGUAUUUGCCUUGCCACAAAACAGAUUAUAGAUUUGGGAACGCAUAAUUAUGACUGAGCUCAUGUUUGACUUGUGUAUUUACCUUGCCACAAAACUGAUUAUAGAUUUGGGCAGUCUGCAGAGUUUGGAACAUUUUUACCCAUUUUCCUGAAGAUUCAGUGCUGCUGCGUUUAUUUCACUGAAGUGGAUGUGUAUGUAGAGCGACAGUUCAGUGAUAGUAAUGAUGGGAGACCCAAAUAUUUGUUUGCAGUGUGGUUUACGUGAUGCUGUAUUAUUCAUUGCAUUAAAAUUUUUCUAUGUAGGUGAGUUUGUGACAUACACUCGCUUUUCCACAGCCACUUCAUUUUCCACUGUUGGUGGUAGAAAUCAAGUACUGCUGUUUUCUCAGGAGCAGUUUUAUACUUCACCAUGAAAAUGGGCACCUUCCCCAACCCCGGAGAGCCCAUUGUUGUGAGAACAGCAAAGUACUAUACGAGUACACAUUAAGCAAGAAGAGUGAGAAAGAUGGGGUAAGAAAUAUAACUUGUCAUCAUUCCCUUACUGUCCAGUGCUUUUUCUUUCAACAAAGAAUGGCUACCACUGCUUAGGUGGGAGUCAAAUUGUGUAUUAGUUUGUGCCUUGCAUGCUACCUUCUGCAGCGAGUCCUACUUUGUUCCUAAGGAGUUGCGCAUGCACCCAAGAUUAGACAGUAUGUGGAGAUGGAGGAAGAGGAGAGGUAUGUAGGGUAAGCCUGGUGGUGCACAAGAAGGGGAAGAGCCCAGUAAAGGGGAACAGUCAGUCUAUGCUUGAGCAGUUCAUGCUAUAACAGCAUACAGAAAUAGUUAUACCAAGGAAAAGAAGGAAGAAAUACUGCAGGCACAGUCUGAUAAGACCCAUGGAGAAGAAAUGCACGUGGGGAAAUAUGCAGGAAUAAAUUAACUUUGGAAAGGCUAAAGUGUGGUUUGGGUUUGGUCAUAAGAAAUGAGCUGCCUAAUACAGCGGAGGCCCAUAUUCAGUUGUGGAGAGUGUGAGGAGAGUCCUUGUAUUGGACUCUAGAUGUAGCUUACACAUCUUUGUUGCCAGAGCAAAAGGCAGUGUUUUCUGAUGUCACAGUGGGUAGUUGAAUUCAUAUUCCAGUAUGGACAGUAAUUUCAGCAUAAGGGGAUUGCAGUAUUUCAAGUGCGAUCCUUUAGAUAAGACAUUUAAACAAAGAAUGGAGGUCCCCCCACUGUAACUGAGUUGUAAUAGCUUUGGCAGAUGCUUAAUGACCUCAUUGCACUUGUAGUGAAAAGCAGGCAGGUUCCCUGGUGCUUAUGUCCCUGAUUUCAUCUGAACAGUUUUGCUGUUUGCCUUGUAACAUUUGUGAUUUGUAUAACAAGAUAGUGAGGAUGAUAGUCAUGAAAUAGGUUCAUAAGUAUAGACCACUGAGGGCUUUGUAAGUUUAGGCAUGCAACCCAAAUGUAACCCAUGGGCUAUUUUGCCUUGGAGGGUAUUUUAAGGUAGGGUGUUAGGCUAUGAUUUAACAGCUGCCCCUGUCCACCAGAGACAUAAGUAUCAGAGCAGGGUGAAUUUCUGACUUCCCUUCCUCUAGUCCAGGUUUUGCUUGAAUAAGGUUAGGGAAGGGCUCGUCAUAUAAACUACUUGUACAAAUAGGUAAAACCAACAAUAUGUCUGGUGACUCUGUUCUCUAAUACCGUGGGCAAAAACUAGAAUUCACUUCACAGUGACCUAACCUCACUUUCCUCAAUAACAUUAUUCAAAAACAAACUGAAACUAUACCUUAAAACACAUUGGUUAUGCCCUUGUGCUAACGCCGACUAACUUCCUCACGUAUCAUUGGGUACUUACCACUAUUCCUGUACUAAUGUAGUUGCUUUUCUGUUGACCAUAAAGAGAGUGUGCUUUCAUAUAUUAAUUUAAUGUCAUUACAAAUGUCUUCUUAUUACUAUCCAAAUGUGACAUGUAUAAAAAGCAGUAAUGUAAGGAAAUGUAAAGAAUUGCUAAAAUCUGUAAUGCAGCUGCAUUUGUAAAAACUGUCGUAUAAUAUAAAUAAUUCUGUGUUUUUGGAGCUUUUCUCCCAGGGCCUCUACUGGAAAUGGACAUAUGUCCAGCUGGACUAGCCCGGACAACAAAUGUAAAAUAAAUUCUCAUGGAUAUGGAUCCUAUUCCAGAGAAUAGGAAUUCUUUGAGAUACGUACGUGUCCCUCUAACAUGUCCUGUUAAAAUCACAAACAAAGUUUAAAUCCUUGGAUCUGGUAGUUCUGAUGCUGUUUGUUUUGUAGAUUUGCAAAAUCAGGACAGGAUCCAAGAAUGUCUUGUAUACCAGACAUAAACUGCCUCGCAGCAGUCUGUAGGAAACAGAGUAUAGGGAUAGAGCUUUGAGACAAUCUGCAAAGGGCAUUAUGUUUACACCCUGUAUUCUGUUUGUGAGGAACCACUGUGGGCGUUCCAGUUGUUGCAUUUGCCUGCUAAGGUAAAUACCAAAGGGAGAAUUAUAUUAUGGGUAUGUUGGGGGGGUAUAGAGACAUGAUACCUUCCCUAGACUUAGAAGCCAUGAUCUUACUUAAAUGUUGAGUGAUAGUGAAUGAUUGUUUUAUUGUCUUAAGUACAUGUUGGCCUGUAGCCAGGUUACAGUCUACAUGAGUCUACAAAUCCCUGACUGCAGACUUCCCAAAGGGUACUGUUUUAUGCAUUUCUUAGCACUAAGUUUUAAGCACUGGCUUUGGUAGCAGUUAUUUGUCUGUAUUGGACCUUCCUGUAAAAAGUUGGUGUCUUGGGAGGUUUCUAUGAUUGCUCUGAGUUUGCAGUCAUGUGAAAGCUUAGCAAAUCAGAAGCCCUUGACAUUGGCUUUUACUUCUGAGAAAAUACAUACCAAAUAGGAAUGGACCCAGCACAGAGCCCUGGGAGACUACACCGGUGGCUGGCCUUUUUGUGGAGAUGGUCUCCCCAGUCCUAACCUCCUGGGUCCCAUCUGUGAGCCAGCUGGCAGUCCAGUCAAUUACAUAGAAGUUUGUCUUAAUUCCUUGAGUUUGUUUACAAUGCCUGAGUGGGGUAUUGUAUCAAGUGCCGUAGCUAGGUCAAGGUAGGCAGUGUAUACCAUUUUCCCAUCAUCCAUUGCCUUGGCGACCAUCUGAAAGAAGUCCACCGGGUUCAGUAGGCAUGAGCUGCGUUUGAUGAAACCAGACUGGGCUGGGUUCAGUAUCUGAAGAUUUCCUAUGUCAUUGUUAAUCUUUUCCAUGGCUUUGCAUAUGAGACUAGUCAGACUAAUGGGUCUAUAGUACAUGGGAUCUGUUGAUGACCUGCUCUUGAGCAGAGGGAUGACCAUUGCUGCCAUCCAUUCACAUGGCGCAAAGCCUGUUCAGAAGCUGUGGUUGAAUAUGAACUUCAAUGGCUCUGAUAGGUCAUAUUUCAGGGUAUUGAGGAGGCAUCCUGUGAUAUUAUUGGGGUCAAUCAAAGUGGUAUUCUUGGCCUUAGAGAGUGCCUUUAAGACAUGCUCCUUACUGAUGGUCAGAGGGAUUAUGUUAGAUGACCUUUCCUGCUGGAAAUGGCUGGGGAUGAAAGGAGGGCAAAGCUGGAGCUGAAUUUGUCAGCCAGAUGUGCUAUAUUUCCAAUUUCCUGAACUUGGCUUCAUUUACCAGCAGUUCAGAACACCGUUGUGUGCUGCCUUUGAGGUUUUGGACAUAGCUAAAGAAGGUAUGCUGGUUUUCUUUGGCUUGGGAUGCUAGCUUUACCUCAAAAUUUGCUUUGUUGGACUUAAUUGUCUUAGUUAUCUAGUCGGUUUGAUUAGAGAAAUUUUAUAGUUUCGGUGUUACACUUCCCAGUUUUAACUAUGACUUUUUUACUUUUGCUUUUCAGCCUGUUUAGUUUUGGAUUCUACCAGAGUGGUUUGUUUUUGGAGUUAGUUUUGAGCUUGCUUCUGGUAGGCACAGCUCUCUCCAUGCAGUCAUUAACAUGGCAUCUGUGAAUAAUUCUGCAUUGGCUGCUGUGUUGUCUGGGUUUGGAGGGAGUUGAACAUUUGACAAGUUAUCACUUGGUAAAAAGGUAGUUUGCCUUUGAGUAAUUGCUAACUGUGACAGGUUUACUGGGGUUAAAGAAUUGAUUUUUAUUUAGGAGGAGACUGCUUUGUGGUCUGGGCUUACAGAAAGGACACAACACCAGAGGAGGGAGAGUGCAGUGUUCUCCCAUGUCUGGGAGUACCAGGUCCAAUAUGUUUGUACCUCUGGUAGGUGUAUGCACUAUAUGGUCCAGGGUACUUGUGUUUACAAUCUUUAGGAGUCUCUGUGCCUGAAAAUUUGGGGUCAUGUAGGAUUCCCAGUUUAUAGAGGGAUACAGUCCCCCAUGAGUAUAGUAUUUGAAUGGUGAGUGUUUCCAGUAGGUCUACGUAUGAGCUAUUGGUUUUAUGGGAAUUAACCUUUGGCUUGUUAGGAUUUGGUAUGGGACUUUGGUUAAACAUGAUGACAAACUAGAAGUAUGCUUGUUAUUGAUGUUGAUUGAGGCAUCUCCACCUUUAGUCCCUGCCUGUGAAGUUGGAGGUAUAAAUGUGUGGAAGGCAUUGAAGCCUUGCCCUGCCAGGUUAUUCUCUGCAGCUUAAAACCAUGUUUCAGUAACUGCAUCGAUAUCUUCAUUCUCAAGGCCGAGGAGAGCUUUGAGGGAAUGGAGUUUCUUGUUUAGAUUCCUGGCAUUUAGUGUAUACAUUACAGUUGUAGAGUACUUCUUUACUGAAGUGAUUUGGAUUAGUAUAUGUAAAAAUGUCCCUUUUUUUGGUUUUGUACCUAACUCGAGUGAAAAGGCUGAGAGUUGUUCUGUUCAGUUUUCCCUAGUCUGUAUAAACACCUUCUUGGAGAUUCCUGAAAAGGACACUAGGUCUCCAAUCAGCAAAGUGAAGUUAAUGAACUUUUAUAUUUCUAGGGAUCCAAAGAAUAAAAAAAGGAAAAACAACAAAAGGCUGCUGUUCCAAGUUUAAUACAUUUCAAAGGAGGACACCUUCAAGCCUUCCUUGAAGGCUAUACAGCCAAGGCACUAGAGUUUUAUGAGUGUUCUUUGAAUUGUAUUAAACUUGGAACAGCAGCCUUUUGGUGUAUUUUUAAGUUGUUUCCCCUGCCCAAGGCUAACUACUUGGCCACCUCCUUUUAAGGUGAUGUUAUUUUGAUGGAGAAAGGCCUUGCACAAUUUCUGGUGACCUAGAAUCAGGCCAAUGAUCUUCUCCCUGUUUCUCAGGAGAAGGAACCUAAACAGACAGAAAAAGGCAGCUGCUGCAGGGAAGGCAAGUCUGGUCAUUGCAGGUCUUAGAAAUCAUUGGCCCUUACGUCUGAUGUGGUCAGUAUCACCACAUCUGCACCAUCAUCAUCAUGGCUACUAAACCUGCUGCCUGGGCUUUCCUCUUCAACACUGAUCCUGUAUGUCAUUGGGCUGAACUAGUGUGUUGUGAGACAUUUUUUGCAUACCCACCUUUCUUUUUUUUUUUCUUUUACUUCUCCACUGCAUACGAGGUGGAUAUGGUCUCUUGAUUUUUAGUAUGUUUGCCUCCACAUUAAGAUAAAGAAUGUUCAUGAGAUUUGGUUAUAGGUUCGUACCAGUUCUAUACUUUUAGGUGCUGUAAAAAUCAGAUACCGUAUAAUUUUUCCUUAUCUAGAUAAUUGCGUUUUAGUCUUGAACUUCAAACUAGCUUGGCCUUAAAUUGGAUCAGAUGGUACCAAUAUCUUUUUCAGAGCUGGGUGGGAUUCAUGUUUAUUGUUGAUCUCUGAUGCCCCCUGUUCCACAAAAGCAGUUGCUUACAUUUGUAGAUGCUGCUGUUUUGAAAGCUUUUCACCUCUACAGUGUCUCUCACAAUGGAUUUUUUUGCCCUACAGAUUUUUAUAAGCAAAUUCAUGGGAGAGAUUUCCUUCCUGUGGAAUACUUUGUAUUGUUACUAGUGUUUGGUCAAGAAAUUUAGGAAAACUGACUACUAAUUAUGUCGCUGCUGAUAAUACUACGUAGUCUCUGAAUGUUGAUAGAAUUAAAUGGAGUUAGACUGGGGGCAAACCCUAUAGCCUUGCUUUGAAGAUCCAGGUUACACAGAGUACGCAACUUAAUGUUUGUUUCAUGCUGAUGCAGCCUUUCCUUGUAUCAUGUGACAGUAGACUGACUGACAGAUGCUCUGCAGGUAUGCUUUGUAACUUUGUAAAAUGGCCGGAAAUGUUUCUUAUUCAGUAUUAUCACUGUAUGCUGCUGUUUGGUGUCAAAAGGUUUAGUCUGCACUGCCAGCCCUUCAUUAAAGUGCCAUAGAAUAUAUGGUCCCUCAGCAACCCCAGUGUGAAGCUAGUACACUGAAGGAGGACACAAAAUACCACUGCCAGUAAAUGCUGAAUUGCCCUUAUGGUAUUGGUUAUGCUGUCUGUUGCGGUUAAGUUCAAGAACCAAAUACUUGACUUAUUUGUUUAUUUAGGGGUUUUGUGCAGUAAUUUGUAGAGAUGUUAUGAAAACUGCUGCCAUUACCCAUGUUGCUUGUAAAAAAGCUAUAGGAUGCAUUAUACACAAAAUGUUUGAUGCCAAUUUACAGUUAUUCUGCCUUUGUUCCCUUGUAUAUCGGGUCAAAGCAAAAGUGAAAACAAAAAAUGAAAAAAAAUGAUCCAACUUUUGUCCAGCAGCUCAUGCACAAAAGUAGUCUUGGAGCAGUUUUUUGCAGACUUGCCCUGCAUCGCAGAAAGCUGCUUUUAAAUUAACAGCUGACCACAGAUAACAUUUAAUAGUGCAAAUAUACUCAACCUUCUUCACCCUCUUGUUAUGGAUCUAGGCUAGUUUCCUGAUCACUGUUUCUUCAAACAUACCUUUCAGUGAAGGAACUAGUGAUAUAAAAAUCUGAAGUCUUUUUUUUUUUUUUUUUUGAUGAGUGGGGGACAAAGCCCUGCUGUAUCUCUUUUUUAAUAUAUUCAACUCAGGAAUUGCUACACCUUUGGAGUAAGGAGAUACACUUUUGCAUUGACCAUAAAGAGAAUGGCAAAUGGCCAAAAGUUGCACAAGCAUUUUACAAUCCCUGCAAUUAUUUUUACGCAAAUGUCAUAUUUUGAAUGCAGGAUGCAAAAUAUUAAUACCAGUGAUUUAUUUUUUUAUGUGGGGAUUGGGGUUGCAUCAAAGUUGCAUAAACUGUCUGCUGGCUCAGUGUGGAUUUAAUUAGCCUAAAAUCAACCUAGAGUUAAACAUUUGUGUAGCUUCAGUGACACCGUUGUGUCACUCAGCUCUGUUGCAUCUUUUUGUUUAACAACCCCAGUGUGUUGUGCUCAAGAACUCUUUUUUUGGGUAGGCACAAUUCAGAUUAUUUUCCGAUACUGAGAAGUAAAUGUUUGUUUGUUUUUUUUGCUGCAUGCAUCAUGCAUGUUAAGGAAAAUCCAUUGGGUUAUAUUUACUCAUUUCGGCACAGGUGAAGAACAAAAUGUCCGAGUGCGACCAUUAUAUGAAAAUGAGUCAGUGCUGUAAAAGCCAUACUACAGAAAGGUUAGUGAAGGGGCUAUGGCCCUCUGCAGCUUAUGUAACUGCUUGCAUUAUUACAUGGAAACUAGUGCAUUUAGGGGUAUGUGAUCUGUAUACACACGUUUCAUAGCAUAACAGCCACUUUUGAUGAAUGUAUUUAGGAAAAUGAGCUGCAGAGCAGCAUGAAAAAAAAUCUUUUUCCCAUGCACACAAUAUGUGUGCAUCUACAUUCAAAUUUCAUUGUUCUAGGAUACUUAAGUGCUUCAAGCAACUUUUAUGUUUUCAAGAAUUCUCUUCGUCCUUAAUUUGUUUGUAGGCAUUUCCCCAAGUGCGUGAUAUAAGAAAAGGCUGUAAUUUAGGUUACUGUGAUGGCACAGGUUGGUAAUCCCUUAAACUUUGAAGUCCAUGUCUCAUGACUUUUAAGUUUCCAGUGAGGGGUGUAUUAGUGAUGUGCUGAUAAUUAUCUCAAGUGUCAGCAGCAUGUGCUUGUGGUUGCCAGAAAUGUAUGUCAUGUGGGUCUAGUUUCUGUUCUAGUUAUCCUGCUUUUAUUCCUGGAAAGUGAUUAUUGUUUUUUACAAUCGUACCUUUUUGAUGAUCUGCUAAGAGGAGUAUAAAGUAUAUUCCUUUAUCCCUUUCUACAGAGAUGUAUAUUAUUUCUUUUCAGAAAUUGGAAGAUUGUAACUGUAGAUGUCCGGAAGCUUUGAGCAAUAUAUAAUUAAGUUAGCCUGUCUAACAGUCAUGUAGGUUUAAAAUGAUUGAUAUUGAGAAUUUCUCAGAAGGGGGAGUAAUUUGUGCCAAAUUCCUAACGGACAGUACUUCAUCUGGAGCAUAUUGAUUGAUAUUUGAGGUUAAAAGUCAGAAAACCUGUUUGGUUUACAUAUUGACUUAUUUGAUGUGUGAAGUAGUAUUUUUGUAUGUGAGGUAGUGUUAUUCUUUUCAUAAAAAUUUCAGUUUCCUGCCUACCUAUGGCCACAUGUUCUCCUUCCACUAGUACCUAUGUUAAGGAGUCCCAAAAUGGCCUGUUUUGCUUUCACUGGUACUGUACUAGAAGUCCACAUUUGAAGCAAGGCCUAUGGAAUUUCAGCGAACUUCACAUGGAGAUGAGCAAAUCUGUAGCCACACUGUCGGGCACAAUGUGCAAUUCUUCAUUUGGCCUGCUCAUGCCAGAGUUAUUGAAAAAAAUUACCAAAAAAAUCCUUGCAUCAAGUGAGGGCCCAAAAGAGAAAUGCUUGUCAGUCAUCGAGCCACACUUGCAGGAGAGAAAAAAGGCAAAAAAAUGUAGCAAGAAGCUCUUUAGUUCAUAAAACAUACUCGGUUAAAAGUCCUCCUAAUGUCAUUUAAUCAGCUGCUUUAAAUGCUUUGAUGCUACAGAUGGGUGAUACUGCAGAGACAAAUCAGUAGUCCCUUGACACUCAACACUGAAGUGCCAGUUGUACUUUAGCCUCUUGUGUCCAUGGCAACCACCCACUCUUUGCCCAAUUGUUCAUACAAAUGCAUAUAAUUAAAAACACAUGGUAUGUGAUUAUAGAGCUGUCCUGCCAUCUAACUUUCAGUUAAGAUAUAAUGGUCCCAACCAAAAAAAAAAAAACUUGGAAAGUAACUAACUGAAUGCUCACUUUAUUUAUUUAGCUAACCUUCACUAGACAGUAAAUAUAAAUGAUUAGUAGUAUUUCACUCGUUAUUAAUUAGUGGGACGUUUUGAAAAUGUUGGACAUAACAAACUCCGAGUUGUAAUUAGGGCAGGCAGAAGGGUGUGGCUCCCAUGAGGCAUAAUUUGUAGCUACUGCUGAGGCAUAAGUGUAGCAUCAACAUAAUUUAUGAAGCUGCGAGGAUAUCAGAGCUUCAUAAAUGAAUGACGAUACAUCUGCAGUUUAGUUGCAGCUAAAAGAGUAUAGUGGUAGGAAGUGUAACUUUUGGGAAGACUUUUUUGUCCUCGAAUUUAAGUUGAGGGGAGCUGCCCAGGGUGCUUGAUGACCUAGCUAAGGUUCUAGAAAAAGUGUCUGUCUCUUGGAGAUGCCUCUUAAAGAACUGCAUUUUCUAGAGUUAAAAUCUCAUGUUCCAUUUAUCUCUCUUUCGGUUUGAUAUUUUGUACUGAUCAACAGUUGGUCACUUACUUGUUCCAAGGGUUGAAAAGGCAUGGCAUUUUCUGUGGGAUUUCAGACUGGAGGGUUCAUAUGCUCUUGUAGGAUGGGGGUAUUGCAUUUAUGUUUCUGCUGUAAGUUUUAGCAAAUUUUAAAUCCUAAAAGAAGAGAGAUGCGAAACUUUUGCAUAGAACUGGGCAGUCCUUUAUAAUUUUGUACCUGUAUGCAUUUUUUUCGUUGCUAUACUUCUGCUAUGCUCCGCAGCUGUCCAUUCCAUGAUGUAAAACUUAAAUGCUUGCUUAAUUUUUAUUUACAUUUUUGUCAUGUCAGGUGAAAUAAGAAACCUAUUUCUAGGUUAUUACCUGUGGACUAAUUAUUUUGUGCUACACUGACAAACUUGAAGAGCUUUGUAUUAAAUAUAUGCAUCAUAAGUGCUGUAUUUUUAAAUUUAAAGUUUUUCUGAGACUAAAUUAUUUGACAGUUGUAAGAAAGAAUCUUGACUUUUUCAGGCUACAGUUGUUUUUAUUAGCUUGGUCUGCUUUUAAAUAACUGGUAGACAAGUGUAGUUAGGAUGCACCAGCCCUUAAAGCAUCUUCCAUCUCUGUAGAUGAUAAUUAUACCUAUUACUGUUUUGAGUUAGUAACCUGAGAAAACGACGUAUUUAAUUUAUACUUUUUGUAUUUAGAAAAUGGUUAUGUUAAAGGAAAAUAAGAGAUUGGUUCUUUUAAUAAAAAAAUCUAAUGUAGA